AUGUGUCAAAUGCACCUACAAAGCGAGAAACCACAGACGAAGGUAAGAUAAAACUUCUUGUUUUUCACGUUACUCGGUCUCCUUUGUUCUUUAGAGAAAAUAUAUUUAAUAUCCCCUGUCAGUUAAGUGUGUGAAAAACUGGGGGUGGCUUUUGGUUUCAACAGGAGAGAGCGGAGCUGAAAACAAUGACCAAAUUCGAAGGCAAAACAACAGAUUAAUAAUCCCCUCUAAUAUUCCCCUCUAAUAUUCCCCUCUAAUCAUCAUGCUUUGUAUUUUUUCUUUCUGAAACAAAAGUGAUCAGUGUUUUGGACUCGUUUUAUUAAAUGUCUUUCAUAACGAAUUUCUUUCUAUUAUGUCUCCUGAAAUGCAACCUCGCCAAUGUGAAAAAUAAUACGUUAUUUUGAGGACCUCGGGGAUAUGUGUUUAUUUUAGAUAAAAGUUCAUAAAUAUCCCACCUGAGAUUACGACUCUCGCCCGACAACAUAGUUAGUUUGCUGGUGGGAUCGCCAUCUCGUCCGGGGGAACAAAUUAAUUUGGGUCUCCUCAGCUUCCUCUUUGAAAUUCUCCCAUGGGUUUGAAUCAUGUUUAGCAUUUUUAAUCAUUUUUUGUUUUGUAUUUAUGUACUUCCAAUUAUUUUCCUUAGCUCGUUGUACUGCAUCAAGCCGUUUCUGUAAUUACCAGUUUAGAAUCUCAAGUUAGAGGUAAGACGAGGGCAAAAUGUGUCCAGACAAAAACAUAACGAUCGAUCCACAUCGUGCAAGCUGAAAAAUUGCUUGAUCACUCUGUGGAUUCAUAAGAUAUACAGGGUGUAUAAAAAAAUGUAAUCCAAAUUUAGCGUGCUCUUGUGCCACAAUGUUAAGUGUACAGAUCUAAUAAAAGUGGGGGGUUUAGCCCUCCCAGCCCCCCAAAAAUGGAUACGUUUAUAUAUAAAAAUUGAGUAAAUUUAGAAAAAAAAUUUAGAAAAGAUGAAAGAAAACCGGCACGUGCAUUAAAAAUAUCAAGUAUAUACAUGUAGGAAAGGUUGGCUCCCAUCUACAUUUUCCGGAAAAGUUUCUAUAUGUUGGACAAUUUAUGGAAAUUAGCCCCCUCAAAAUAAAAACUGUUCCGCCGCCAGUGCUUCCAACAAUCAAGUGAGAUGUCCAACAUAUCCUGCUAUUUAUCCAUAUUAGUGCGACUGUAUUUGGUUCUUUGUAUUUCCUAGAACGCAACCUCAAUCCUAAAGCAGCAUGUUUAAAAAGGCGUGAAGAGGAAAAAGUAGAUGAUGAAUUACCAGAAAAAAGACUGGCACCUAACGACAUAGAUAAAUCUUACGAUCAUGUGGGUUUUUCUCCGGGGGGUGGUGGACCUAUGAGAGGCGGUGGGAACAGAGCCCGACGAGGAAGAAGGUCGUCGAAAGGUAUACGGAGUUUUAAUAUUGAUUCAUUGACGCUUCCAUCCACUUUGAUUAACACUCGUAACACUUGCUUUGCUUUGAUUUGCUUUGCUUUGCUUUGCUUUGAAUUGCUUUGCUGUGAUUUGCUUUGCUUUGCUUUGACUUACUUUAAUGCUUUGACUUUGCUUUGCUUUGACUUGCUUAUAACCAACAAAUAUUCCACGAAGAAGAUGCGUGUUUCCACGGUGAAGCUGCAUAUUUGUUUGGAGAAAAGGCUUUCCGUGACAGAAUAACGGCAAUAUUCCACGGAAAUUUACUUCCAUGAAAUAACAACGCGUUUGUACGGAGGAGGUACACGUUUCUGCGGAGAAGGGUUGGCCCUUAUGUGCCACCGUAGCAUUGCGUUGCAUUGAUUGGUUUCCUUUCCUUUGCUUCUUUGCUUUCCACUCUACUUGAGUUUACCCUGCUUUACUCUAUUUUGCUUUGCAUUCCUUUGGCUUUGCUUUUACCCCUUUCAGCAGUUGUUAAAGAACAAGCACGACUUGCCCCCCGCAGAUAAAAUUUAGCGUAUAUACUAAUCUUAUAACAUUAUUAUAAAUUAUUAACCCAAAUGGCGCUUAUAUAAUCUUGUGAAUCAGAAUGUAUGAUUUUGUAUGGGGCGGCCAUAAGCAUGCAUCUAACUGAUAUGACUUUGAAUGUUGGCUAUACUUAUUUAAACAUAUAGAUAUUACUGCCCUGCCAAUUUUAACAUCAUUUCGUUACGUUUCAGGUGGCUGUGGGGACGUCUGA
Molecule: messenger RNA, 2161 nt
Organism: Paramuricea clavata
Lineage: Eukaryota; Metazoa; Cnidaria; Anthozoa; Malacalcyonacea; Plexauridae
Source: the annotation of a GenBank genome assembly